CGGUCGCCGAACGGCGAAAUAGCCGCAUAACUGCGUAGUAGUUUACUGCGCAGUAUUGGAGCGUUUACACUUUCCGGCAGUCUUCAGCUCAUGAGAAGUGUUGUUGCAUAGUUGCACAGAAAUGAGUGAUCUUGACAUCGACGUGGACAAAUUAAUAUGUUUAGUUCACGAAAGGCCUGUUUUGUGGGAUAAAACAAUGGAGAUUUACAAGGACAGAAACCUCACAAGAGAAGCAUGGCGCCAAGUUUGUGUCGAGUUUGUUGGGGAUUUCGACAGUAAAACACCUUCCGAAAAGAAGAGUAUUGGUAAGUUAAUUUCGCCAUUAUCUAACAAUGUAAUUUCUCUUUCAGGGCAACAAAUCAUGAAGAAAUGGAACAAUAUAAGAGACUCUUGGAUGAAAACGAAUAGAAAACUCAAAGAAGGCCAAAAAUCUGGUUCAGGUGCUAACAAAAUCAGAAAAUACAUAUAUCACGACGAAUUGAUGUUUUUGAAAAAAAUAUGUGAACAUCGGCCGAGUGAUUCUAGCUUUGAGGCAGAAGAACGCAAUAUUUCACAGAAGAAUACUGACAACCUCCCAGAUAACAGUACAUCAGAGACAUUUACUGAAGAACAGGGUUAUGAAGAAGCAGACGCAGCAGUGGAACAGCAAAUAAGACCCACUGAAAAGACAACCACGCAAAAGCGAAGUGAUUCAGGGACUUCUGUAAAUGUAGACACUUCCACGGCUCAAGGUAAUAAGGGAUUCCGGGACGGCACGGAACCGGGGCUGGCUACCGGCAUGCCGGUGUGCAACCGGGGCUGGCUGCCGGUGUGCAACCGGGGCUGGCUACCGGCAUGCCGACCUGAUGAGGAUGAAGUUUUCUUCAUAUCUAUAACGCCAGCCGUGCAAAAAAUGUCAGCAAAUGACAAACUAGAAUUUCGAAUGGGUGUUCUGGGGUUGAUAAGAGACAUUAACAGAAAAUCCACAAACUUUGAGUUUAAUUCUUUGGCACACUCCUUUUCAAGCACAUCCUCAUCACCUUCUGCCAGUACAUCCUCAUCGCACACUCAAGGAGCUAUUUUAUAUAAUUCUUUGCAUAGUGUUCCAUCAAAUGAAUCCCAUUUCCCUGCAUACUCUUCUCAAUUGCAAAACUAUCCCAACGCAAAUAGCCAGCAAGAUUUUUCCGCAAAUCAUGCCACAUAAUUUUUUUUCUGUUAACAUAUGUGUUUUUCAAUUAUUUUUAAAAAGAAAUGCCAACUUUUUACUGUAUACAAGACUUGAAGUAAUUAUA
Molecule: messenger RNA, 1271 nt
Organism: Bacillus rossius redtenbacheri
Lineage: Eukaryota; Metazoa; Arthropoda; Insecta; Phasmatodea; Bacillidae
Exons: 4
Coding region: 122-1183 (353 amino acids)
Molecular function (GO): DNA binding
Source: RefSeq, a predicted model, not a curated record